GAGACAAAAGUGGUUCCUCUGUUUUCAGCUCAUUUUCUCCUGGACUCGCUCAGACAAACAGCUCCAUCAUGUCUGAUGACUUCUCCUCGUCUUUUGUCGCAGACUUCGGGUCCAUCUACGAGGAGCUAAACUUCACGUACAACGACUCCGGCUUCGUCCUGGACCCGGAGACGCAGCCCUGCCCGCACUUCUCCGUCAGCGACGUCGUCAUGGUGCCUAUCUCCGUCUUCUACAUCCUGGUCUUCCUCUUGGCGCUGCCCGGCAACCUGUGCGUCUCCGCGGUGAUCGCCAACACCAAGCAGGCCCUCCCGCCGUCAGACCUGUACCUGCUUCACCUCGCCAUCGCCGACCUCAUCCUCGCCCUCACGCUUCCGUUUUGGGCCGCCUCCGUCACGCUCGGAUGGAUUUUCGGAGACGCCAUGUGCAAAAUCGUCACCGUUUUCCAGGAGCUGAGUUUUUAUUCCAGUAUCCUGUUCCUGUCGUGCAUUAGCGUGGACAGAUAUCUGGUGAUCGUCCACGCGAUGGAGGAGAGAAGGAAGGACCGUAAAAUACUCAGCUGGAUGGCGUGCGCGGCCGUGUGGUUGGUCGGAGCCUUCUUGUCACUUCCUGGUCUCUUUAGCUCCGCCUACGCGUCGCAAAACUCAAGUCAAAUUGUGUGUCACGAACGCUACGACCCGACUAGCGCUGAUUCGUGGCGUUUAGCGACGAGAAUCCUGCGUCAUACCUUAGGUUUCUUGAUCCCGUUAGCGGUUAUGCUAAUCUGCUACGGCGUCACGAUCCAGCGCUUACUGCAAAUCCGUGGAGGUUUUCAGAAACAGAAAGCGAUGAGAGUGAUCGUUUGUGUCGUGGCGGCGUUUUUGUUAUGCUGGAUGCCCUACCAUUUGGCGGUGAUGGCGGACACGUUUUUCCGGACGAAGCUGGUGCCGUACCAGUGUCCGGCGCGGUUAGCCGUGGACCGCGCCAUGCUAGCGACGCACAGCCUGGGUCUCCUGCACGCCUGCGUGAACCCGGUGGUCUACGCCUUCGUGGGGGUGAAGUUCAGGAGGAGGUUCAUGCAGAUCCUCAGGAAGUGCGGCGUCGUGAAGACCAGACCAGCGCCACGGCCGAGUCGCACCUCCGUGUCCUCAGAGAUCACCUCCGUCUUCAUGUGAACGUCUCAAAACAUCUGGACAUCGGGGACUGUUGAGUCAAACUUUGGUCAUAGUUUUACGUUCAGGUUUUAAACAUCUUUGGGCAUUUGGAGAACAUCAGGAGAUCUGUUGGACAUUGGUUUAGAUCCAGAUUAGACCCAGUUCAGUCUUGGUUCAGUCCUGGUUUUGUCCUGAUCUAGACCUGGUUUAGUCCUGGUUUAGUCCUGGUUUAGUCCUGGUUUAGUCCUGCUCUAGACUUCUAUGUGAGAAGACCCAAAAUAUCUUCAUAAGCUUGUUAAACUAUUUUGCUCUGAGACGCCAUUUUGAGGACUUAUUACUGUUUAAGGUUUAGAAUAUUUCUUGUGAACUGUUGCUUACUG
Messenger RNA from Periophthalmus magnuspinnatus, 1510 nucleotides. RefSeq names its product C-X-C chemokine receptor type 1-like. NCBI's taxonomy places the organism in Eukaryota, Metazoa, Chordata, Actinopteri, Gobiiformes, Gobiidae. Gene Ontology annotation, cellular component: membrane. Bases 69 to 1151 code for a protein of 360 amino acids. Gene Ontology annotation, molecular function: chemokine receptor activity. Gene Ontology annotation, biological process: immune response; G protein-coupled receptor signaling pathway; neutrophil chemotaxis. The record is from RefSeq and is a predicted model, not a curated record. The transcript is spliced from 2 exons.